This is a messenger RNA of Chondrus crispus (carragheen), 1491 nucleotides long. RefSeq names its product Glycosyltransferase, family GT8 and family GT64. The record is from RefSeq and is a predicted model, not a curated record. Gene Ontology annotation, cellular component: membrane. NCBI's taxonomy places the organism in Eukaryota, Rhodophyta, Florideophyceae, Gigartinales, Gigartinaceae. The transcript has a single exon. The coding region runs from base 1 to 1491 and encodes 496 amino acids. Gene Ontology annotation, molecular function: glycosyltransferase activity.
AUGGAGGCCGGAAUCUCAGUUCUCCACGAGAGUCUCUUAGCAAGUGGCCACCGCGAACCACUUCUCGUCAUCACCGGCCCGUCCAUGUCCACACACGUCAGGGCGAGAAUGGCAAGAAUGCCUCUCAUCAGGAUUUUUCGCACGUCCUCGGGAUACAAAGGGUUUUGCAAAACUUCGAAAAGUACUAAAACCGCUCACAUCAGUGAUUGCGCACAUCUUAAGAUUAUGCUUUUCUCGCUUGACAAUGUCAAGAAAGUCGUUUUCUUGGAAUAUGAUACCAUCGUCAUGAGGCCUCUCACCGAAUUGGUACAACUUCCGCCCUUCUCCGCAGUUCGGGAACCGCACGUUGCUGAUUUCGAAACGGCGGUAAUGGUUCUCGUCCCAGACCCGCAAGUGUACGGCUUAUUGCGCAAGGACUUUUGCAAUGACGUCAACCAUGACCGUAACACGAGUGAUCAUCGUGCGCUGCGAAAAAUCGUCCCAAAGGACGCAUGGACUGAAGCGUCUGACACGUACAAUGUGCCUCAGCAGCAUAUGGAUGUCAUGUGGUAUCGGAGUGUCGAAAAGAGGCCCGCAAUUAUUCACUACAAGGGUGCCACAAAGCCCUGGAAUUGGUGGCGCUUGGGGAGUGGUGAACCAAUCUCAACGGACGCUUUUAACAGAUGGUGCAAAUUUGCUGCAACCACGCGCUUUGCGUGUGGCGCUCCCGAGUGGGGUGACGCCAUGAAGCCCCCCAUGAAACCAACCAGCUGGUCGAGCAAGAAUAAGAUUACCGUGAUACUAUCAACCUUCCACAGACCCACUUGGGUCGAGUUGUUGCGCCUCUACGUGAGCUUCAAGACUGUGAGUCGUGUCGUUUUGGUUUGGCAUGACCCGUUCGGAGACCCGCCGUCAGCAUCUACGUUGGGACCAAAGGUUGUUGUCUGGCAGCCGAAGAGAGACUCUUUGAACAAUCGCUUCUUCGCACCGGGAAAUUUAGAAGAUUGUGUGUACAUCGCUGAUGACGAUAUGCAGGUGACCGAGUCGCAGCUAAAACAAGGAUUUCGUGCAUGGAAGAGUCAUACGCGACGGCUAGUGGGCUUCUUUCCCAGGAGAUGGACGAUGGAUAGUCCGUACUACUCGACUCGCGUGCAUGAUGGAUACAACAUCGUUCUCACGAAGGGUUUAUUCACACACCGAUAUUUUCUGUACAUGUACGUGCACCUGCUGCCGGCGCGUAUCAAAGAAGUAGUUAAUGAAUUUUCCAACUGCGAAGAUAUCCUGUUCAACAUGAUGGUCUCCGGGUACAAUGGACUGGCGCCAAUGCACGUUCUCGUUGAAGGGUCGAUAGUGGACCUCGGCCGCGAUGGAGGGAUUUCGUCUAGUGGAUCGCAUUAUGCAACGCGUUACAAAUGCGUGCACGCACUUAUUCAUGAGAUGGGAUUGAAGAAGGCACCACUGUCACCAGGGUCCUAUUCAGAAAAGCCUUUAAAGAAUAAAGAAAAGAGGUGA